GUGUUGUUUCUGUUCUGAUGGCAGCUGCUGCACAAUGACCAUCCCAUCAACAAUCAGCAAUCGUUUGAUCCUACGGCUAUACCGGGACCUGCGCCGGUACGGCUCCCAGCUACAGUUUACCGAUCAGGAGUACUUCCUGCAGCGUGUUCGACGCGAGUUUGAUCAGCAUCGGGACCUAAGCGAUCCCAAGAAGAUUGAGUUUUGCUACAAGAGAGGAAGAGCCCUUCUCGAUCAGGCUCGAGUAGUUUAAGGGCGUCACGUCAGUCAUGUUCACUCUACACAGAAUGACUUCCCACUUC
This is a messenger RNA of Ochlerotatus camptorhynchus, 299 nucleotides long. Its product is annotated as mitochondrial ribosome and complex I assembly factor AltMIEF1. Bases 35 to 250 code for a protein of 71 amino acids. NCBI's taxonomy places the organism in Eukaryota, Metazoa, Arthropoda, Insecta, Diptera, Culicidae. The record is from RefSeq and is a predicted model, not a curated record. The transcript has 3 exons.